Limulus polyphemus (Atlantic horseshoe crab) is the source of this 448-nucleotide messenger RNA. Its product is annotated as glutamate receptor-interacting protein 2-like. The transcript is spliced from 3 exons. The annotation marks the transcript as partial. Lineage: Eukaryota; Metazoa; Arthropoda; Merostomata; Xiphosura; Limulidae. Gene Ontology annotation, biological process: neurotransmitter receptor transport, endosome to postsynaptic membrane. Gene Ontology annotation, molecular function: protein binding. The record is from RefSeq and is a predicted model, not a curated record.
AAGGAUCUAUAUGUGUUCGACCCAAAGUUACCCAGGUGAAGUUAGAGAAAGAGAACGGAAGUUUCGGUUUUUCGUUGAGAGGCGGUGCUUCCUCAGAUAGACUGAAGUCCAGACCACUCACCAUCACGCACGUGCGACCAGGAGGACCUACGGAUAGGGAAGGGACGAUCAAGGCAGGUGAUCGCUUAUUGGCUGUUGAGAACAUUAAUUUGGGGAAUGCUUCCUUGCAAGAAGCGUUAGUAGUUCUGAAAAGACUGGAUCAGAAAGGCCUGUUCACUCUGGAGUAUGAUGUAUCCGUUAUGGAUGCUGUUUGUAAUGCUUCGGGUCCUCUUUUGGUUGAAAUUGACAAGACUCCAGGUACACAGCUGGGUAUAACUCUCACCCAAGUACACAGGCCACAAAGUGCCAUCGUAAUUGAAACUAUACAGCAAGCAAGUGUGGCAGAAAG